Mus pahari (shrew mouse) is the source of this 6416-nucleotide messenger RNA. RefSeq names its product transcription activation suppressor (gene Tasor). Gene Ontology annotation, biological process: negative regulation of gene expression, epigenetic; protein localization to heterochromatin. The coding region runs from base 430 to 4911 and encodes 1493 amino acids. The record is from RefSeq and is a predicted model, not a curated record. NCBI's taxonomy places the organism in Eukaryota, Metazoa, Chordata, Mammalia, Rodentia, Muridae. Gene Ontology annotation, cellular component: nucleoplasm; heterochromatin. The transcript has 24 exons. Gene Ontology annotation, molecular function: chromatin binding.
CCCAAGCUCUCACUCUGAAGCUAUGGCGUCGACGCUUUCCCCGGGCGUGGCACUCUCCUCUUUUGGCGGGCUCGGCAUCGCGAGGCUCCGCCCCCCUGGACCGGGCUCUCUGCAUUCGCGGAGGCGGGCGCUGCAUUCCUAUUGGUAGAGCGGGUCCGCCGAGGCCCCGCCCCCUCCCGGGCCCGACGCGAGCACGUUGGGUAGCCGGGACCGGUUGAAAAGCCGCCCCAAUCCGGAGCGGCUCCCGGGGCGAGAGGCACGCUCGGGGCCGCGGUGGCGGUUAGGCGGCGUCUCUGCGGCUGGCGUGCGGCCCCCGGGGGCGGAGGGGCCGGGUGGGCCGAGACCACGGCGGCCUGGCCCGCCGCCCUUCCCCCGUACGCCCGUCGACCUUGUGGGCGGAAGCUCCCUGGAGCGCCUCACGCCCGCGCGAUGGCGACUGCCGCGGAGAAGGAGGCCCCUUCGACGGACGCGAGCUGGGAAAGCGGUGGCGGCGGCAGAGACGACGGGAUGAAGCCAGCGCUUCCGGAGCUUGAGUCCUCCCUACAAAAUGGCGGCGGCGGCGGCAGCGGCGCGGGGCCUGAGGAGACCGCGGCAGCUGAAGCCGCCCGGAGCCACGGCCACGAGCAGCCUCAGCAAACCUCCGAGGCGGCCGCGGCUUCUCUGCCCAAAGGCGCCGAAGAGCCGGAAAGGCCUUUUAGGCGGAGUUUUCAGAUCCCCAGGAAGAGCAGAGAAAAGAAAGCUCUUUUCCAGCCAUUAACUCCAGGCUCUCGAGAAUUUGAAGAUGUUUUAAAUAUUCUCCAUUCAUCUUACCUUGAACCAUCCUCAGUAACAAAUUUUAACUAUAGACGAGCUUGCUUGAUACAUAAUGAACUUUUGGAAAAAGAGUUUACAGAAAAGAGAAGAGAAUUGAAGUUUGAUGGUCGUUUAGAUAAGGAACUUUCAGAGUCUUAUGCAUUCCUCAUGGUUGAUCGGUACCAGGUUCAGAGCAUAUGUGAAAAAGGAUUGCAGGUGGGCCAGUCCAGAAUAACAGUUCUUGGCAGUCCUUCCAUGGGUAUCUAUCUUUGUAGGUAUGCAGACCUCUUACAGGCUAAUCCUUUGGAAGCUGGGGCAGUAGGCGAUGUUGUUAUUUUUAAAAUAAUGAAGGGUAAAAUAAAGAGUAUUUAUGAUCCUCUCAGUGUAAAAAGCUUGGAAUCCGUGUUAAGUAAAAAUGCUUUGGACCCUACACCAAAACAUGAAUGUCAUGUGUCUAAAAAUGCUGGUAGAAUUACAUCCCUCUUGGCAUAUAGAGCCUAUGAGCUUACUCAGUAUUAUUUUUAUGAGUAUGGCUUUGAUGAAGUAAGACGAAGACCAAGACAUGUUUGUCCAUAUGCAGUUGUGUCUUUUACUUACAAAGAUGAUGUGCAAACUACAAAGUUUGUGUCUUCAUUGAGAUCUAACAGCUUUAAUGCAGAUAGAAACAUAGAUAAGUUUAACUAUACCUUGUGGAAAGGACAACUUUUAAAUAAAGGAAAGCUUCUGUGUUCUAUUUCUUUGAGGUCCACCAAUCGUGCCUUUUUACCUGUCAAGCUUCCUGAGAAGCUGGAUGUUGAAACAGUUAUGAGUAUUGAUUGUUUGAAACAGAAAAUUCCUCCUUCAUUCUUUUAUAAAGACACAUAUGUGGGUCCUAAUGAAGUUUUAAAGAAUGGAAUGUAUUGUAGCCUUUAUGAAGUUGUAGAAAAGACAAGAAUUGGAAGUAACAUGGAAUGUUUACUGCAAAAACUGGAGAAAGAAAAACUUGUCCUUGUUAAACCUUUAGGAGACCGAGGGUACCUCUUCCUUCUUUCUCCUUUCCAGAUGGUUUCUCCAUAUGAACAUCAGACUGUCAAGUCACGAAUCCUACAUGCUUUAUUUCUGUUUCAAGAACCUAGAUGCCUAAUUAUCACACAAAAAGGUAUAACAAAUACAACACCACUGGAGAGGCCUGAGAACUUUCCAGAUAUAUUAAAAAUAACUCAGUUUUUACAGUUUUCUCUGAUUCAAUGUAGAAAAGAAUUCAAAACUAUAAACACUAUAAAUUUUCAUUCUGUUGUUGAAAAGUAUGUAAAUGAAUUUUUUAAGCGAGGUUUUGGUUCGGGUAAGCGAGAAUUUUUUAUGUUUUCAUAUGAUUCACGAUUAGAUGAUAGAAAAUUCCUAUACUCAGCACCAAGAAAUAAAUCCCAUAUUGAUGACUGCUUACAUACCUACAUUUAUCAGCCAGAAAUGUAUCAGUUACCUAUUUUUAAAUUAAAAGAGUUAUUUGAGGAAAAUUGGAGACGUCAGCAGUUUAGUCCACUGUCAGAUUAUGAAGGUCAAGAAGAAGAACUGAAUGGUUCAAAAAUGAAAUUUGGAAAACGGAAUAAUUCAAGGGAUGAAACUACUGAACCUGAACAGCAGAAGUCGUCUCAUUCUUUGGAUUAUGAUAAAGAUAGAGUCAAAGAAUUGAUUAAUUUAAUUCAAUGUACAAAAAAAAAUGUGGGUGGGGAUCCAGACCCAGAAGAUACAAAAAGUAAAAAUGUCUUGAAGAGGAAGCUUGAAGAUCUACCUGAAAAUAUGAGAAAGUUUGCCAAAACAAGUAAUUCAAGUGAAAGUUGCCAUCUAUAUGAAGAAUCUCCACAGUCCAUUGGCUUAGUUGGACACGAUCCUAACUUGAGACUGCAGCAGGAAGAUUCAGGGAACACUGGAGACAUCCACAAGCUUUAUAAUUGGCUCUCAGAAGCACUAGCAAAUGCACGACACUCAGAUGGAUUCCUGACAGAGACAGUCAACAAGGCCUUAGGAUUGAGUAGCAGUGGUACCUAUGAAGAGCUAAAGCAAAAAUGUGAUUAUGAGUUGAACUCUACUUAUAAAAAAGAAUCUGAGCAGCCUGCUUGUACAAAAAUUGAAAAUGUGCAUUUUAAGGAUGCUCAGAGCCCAUUGCUAGAAGUCGAUGCAGCAUCUGUAAAGUAUCCUACUCUUCUAUCUAGCAGUGAGGAUCCGAAUUUAAUUAAUGUCAAUAAUUUUGAAGAGUGCAGCCUCUGUCCUACUGUUUCUAUUGAGCAUGGAUUCCUUAGACAACAUUCUAAGUCAAACGAUGAGGAAGAGACAGAAAUACAUUGGAAAUUGAUUCCAAUUACAGGAGGGAAUGCAGGAAGCCCAGAAGACCAGCAUGGGAAACAUGGUGAGAAACAAACACCAGGAAUGAAGUCACCAGGAGAACAACUGGUGUGCCUGCCACCAGCGGAGGCCUUUCCUAAUGAUCCCCGGGUCAUCAAUAGAGAAAGAAGCUGUGAUUACCAGUUCCCAUCCUCUCCAUCUACAGACACUCUAAAAGGCACUACCAAGGAGGACUCUGUAGCAGGUCAGGCGAUGACAGUGGAAGAACAGUGUGUGCCCGCAGCAGAGCUUCCUAUAGUGAGCGAGACUACAGAGAAUACAGUGUUAGGAGAGUUCCAUCUCUUCUCUAGAAAGAUAGAAGAGAUUUUGAAGCAGAAGAAUGUUUCAUAUGUUAGUACAAUUUCCACACCUAUCUUUUCAGCACAAGAGAAGAUGAAUCGCCUUUCUGAGUUCAUAUAUUCUAAGACUUCUAAAGCUGGUGUUCAGGAAUUUGUAGAUGGUUUGCAUGAAAAACUAAAUACUAUUAUUAUUAAAGCAUCAGCUAAGGGUGUGAAUUUGCCACCAGUAGUAAGUGCUAAUCAUUCUCAUACUGCAACAGCAUUGACUUCUCUGGGAAGGCAUGUUGUAUCAAUUUCCUCAAGUGACUUAAGUGGUAAAGACCUUUUUGAACCGCUCUGUUCUGAACAUUUAAAAGAUAACUCUAAUGAACAGUAUUCCUCUUCAGUGGAAGUAGAAAUGAAUCAGCUGCACCACUGCAAAGAGUUAAUGUUGACUUCUGAUCACACUGUACCUGGUGAUACUGUCCUGGAACCCACAGAAAAAGAAAUAACAAAAUCACCCAGUGGUAUAACCAUUUCUGCACAACCAGCACUUUCAAAUUUUAUAAGCCAGUUAGAACCUGAAGUAUUUAAUAGUUUGGUUAAAAUCAUGAAAGACGUCCAGAAAAAUACUGUGAAGUUUUACAUUCACGAAGAAGAGGAGAGUGUGCUUUGCAAAGAAAUAAAGGAUUAUCUUACCAAAUUAGGAAAUACAGAAUGUCAUCCGGAUCAGUUUUUGGAGAGGAGAUCAAACUUGGAUAAACUAUUGAUUAUUAUUCAAAAUGAAGACAUUGCAGAUUUCAUUCACAAGGUACCUGGCUUAGUGACUUUAAAGAAGCUUCCAUGUGUUAGUUUUGCUGGUGUUGAUAGCCUGGAUGAUGUUAAAAAUCAUACAUACAACGAGUUAUUUGUAUCUGGUGGCUUUAUUGUGUCUGAUGAAUCAAUUCUAAAUCUAGAGGUUGUCACAAUUGAGAGCCUUAAAAUUUUUUUGACAUUCCUUGAAGAACUGAGUACUCCAGAAGGGAAAUGGCAAUGGAAAAUCCACUGUAAAUUCCAGAAGAAACUAAAGGAACUGGGCAGAAUGAACACAAAAGCUCUGAGUCUGCUGACUCUUCUGAAUGUGUAUCAGAAGAAACAUCUGGUUGAGAUUUUGUCUUACCACAGUUGUGACUCACAAACUCGAAAUGCUCCAGAAAUGGACUGCCUUAUUAGGCUUCAGGCUCAGAACAUACAGCAACGACACAUAGUCUUUCUAACAGAGAAGAAUAUCAAGAUGGUUUCCAGUUAUACAGAUAAUGGAAUUGUAGUUGCAACUACUGAAGACUUUAUGCAAAACUUUACAAGUCUUGUGGGCUAUCACAACUCAGUUACAGAAGAGAAUCUUCCGCCACUGCAUGGUGCUAAUGAGAAUCUUGAGUCACAGUCAGAUGCUGUUUUGACAUUAACCCCUUUGGAGCUGGGAGUUGGGAUUUCCCAACAUUAAACGUGAACACAUUUCGCAGAAGCUUUUAGCAUCGGAUUAUCUGGACACUCACACCUAGUGUGAGUGUUGUGACUAAGUGACCUUGUGGCAGAAGACCAAGCUUUAAGGGAUUGUGGACUUUGCAGAUCCUGACGCACUAUAUUGUGUGAGUAGUGUAUAAUUAAUAACUAAACAAAUUGUGUAUUACAAUAGAGAAGGGCUUUUUGUUUUUUAAAUGUAGCUCUUUUAGAAAACGGUGAAAAGGAUGAAGAGGAUAUGUCUCUGGAUUCAGGGGAUGAAAUCUCACAUAUAGAAGUAUUCAGCAAUGUUCAUUCAGAAAUAUUGGCGGGAGAAACCAAAGGAUCAAGUGGAACAGAUCAAAAAAAGAAUAUUCAAAUUGAAUUGCAGUCAUCUCUUGAUGUGCAAAACAGUUUAUUAGAAGAUAAGACUUAUUUAAUUGAUUGUGAAGAGAGAGCUCCUAUUGCUAGAGUAUGCUCUGAAGGAGAGAACAGCAAUUCAGCAGAACAAGAUUCCUAUAGCGACUUUCAGGCUGACCAAAAUCAAUUAAAAAUGUCCCAUCAGUUUAGUCAUUUUAAUGUUCUCACGCACCAGACGUUUCUGGGGACACCAUAUGCCCUUUCAUCAACUCAGUCUCAAGAAAAUGAAAAUUACUUUUUAUCUGCUUACAAAAACUUGGAUACAGAGAAAUCUCCAUUAAGUUAAGGAUGUGUUCAAGGAGAAAUUACAGUAAUUAAAAAAUAGGUUGUUGUGGACAUUUUUCAGUUUCUUAAAAGUGAAUUGAUGAUUUAUAAACAAGUUUCUUGACCUUUCUGAAAUUUUUUCCUUUCCUGUUUAUUUAAAUAAUGAUGGCCUAUAACAUUUGAAGCAUCUGAAAAUUGAAAAAAAAUUUUUUGACAUAUUGUAAUCAUAUUAUCUCAUGUUAGCACCUUUCAGUUUUACAUUUGUUACCUGUACUUGGGCUUCAAAUUGAAGUCUGUUUUAUAUGUAAAAUUUGAUGUUUAUAAAAGAAUGGUAAAUAGUAAUGACUUUCUUUAAUGUCAGAUGACAACUAAUUUUGCUGAAAUGUCAACUAUUUAUUUUGAUUAAAGCUUUUGUAUAGUGUUUUUACACAGGUAUAAGCCAGCAGUGUAAAUAUUUAUAGGAUUUUGGCUCAGUACCUCAAGCUAUAUGUAACAGUACAGUUGAAUUCUAGGUAGUAAGUCUAUUGUACAGAAUACCAAGUAGCAUUUUCUCAGUCUUUAGGUUUAGCUGUGAAAACAUUUGCUUCAUUUGAAUUUUGGUUAACUUUUUGAGAUCUCUUUGAUAAAUAGUAUUUUGUGUGAUCCUUUAGUUAAAUGAACUUUUUAAAAUGAGGCUUCUGCUUUCAAUAGUAUUGGAUAAUUUGGAACAGAUCUUGAAGUUUUAAUUAGAACUUGAUGUUACACUAAAUGUGGAGAUACAUUUUUUUUUUUAAAGAUUUAUUUAUUAUAUGUAAGUACACUGUAGCUGUCUUCAGACACUCCAGA